Messenger RNA from Aspergillus brunneoviolaceus CBS 621.78, 639 nucleotides. RefSeq lists its product as uncharacterized. The transcript has 3 exons. NCBI's taxonomy places the organism in Eukaryota, Fungi, Ascomycota, Eurotiomycetes, Eurotiales, Aspergillaceae. Bases 30 to 185 code for a protein of 51 amino acids. Gene Ontology annotation, cellular component: mitochondrial inner membrane. The record is from RefSeq and is a predicted model, not a curated record.
CACGCUUAACUCCGAGUCAACCAGAAAACAUGGCGUCAAGUCAUCCUAUCCAUGUUCAUCCCGCACGACCUCUGUAUCGCUUUACGGCUACGGCGUUGGGAGCUAGCAUGUGGUUUUUCUUAAUGUACAGAGCCAAGAAAGAUGGACCCGCCCUUUUAGGCUGGAAGCACCCUUGGGAUCAUUGAGGGCGCAAUGGGCUACUGUAUCAACCACUUCGCUGAGAGACAAAUACAAAUAUGAGCCGAACGGACAUAUCUUGAGAUGUAUAGUCGAAGAAAUGACUGGACCAGCCAAGCGGACUUGUGGCCUCCAAUGUCUCAACUCUGGAAUCGAGACAAGUUACAGGCUUAUUGGAAGCUGCAAUAGCUCUUUCUCUUUCUAUUCAUCAACUUGGACCAUUGCCCAGAGAGAAGCGAUCUAAUUUCGCAUUUCCUCGAGUAGCAUCUUGUAUCGACGGCGUUUCUUCGACUGACCUGGUCGUAGUUUUUGACGUAACUUCCCCACCUUGCGAGCAAGGUUGGGAAAAAUUCUUCUUUCUGCCGUCCAAGCAAUUAGGAAGCUUCCGCUAACAACUGCGAGCAACUGCCAAGCAAAGUAGUCUGGGAGAGACGUCAAUUGCAUGACACGUCUGAGCCACUG